Messenger RNA from Dovyalis caffra, 582 nucleotides. The record is from the annotation of a GenBank genome assembly. NCBI's taxonomy places the organism in Eukaryota, Viridiplantae, Streptophyta, Magnoliopsida, Malpighiales, Salicaceae.
AUGGCUCAUCAAGAUUCCUUCAUUCCUAUAAUGCCUCAUCAAGAUUCCCUUGUUUGCAAAAAGGUUUUUGCAGAAAGAAAAUGCAAGGUAAAAUCGAAAGAGAGAGCCGCAUGGGAGCUAAAGGCAAAGAAGCAACCGGAUGCAAGCAAGGACACAACACAAAGGAGAGAAAAGAGAGAGCGGUAUUACAGUAUUCCUAAUAGCUUCGUAACUCCCAUAAACAGCACCAACAGCGCCACCAACGGCAACGCCAGUGGUGACUCGAGCCAAGCAGCUAUUUUCCUAGUUCCUAGGAUCUCUUAUAAUAGUAUCAAUGCCUCAUCCUCUUUUGGAACGAUGUCAAUGCCUCAUCAAAAUUUCCCAACAUCUCUUAUAACAGUUUCAAGAUUUCAUAGCAUAUCUUGUAAGAGUGUCGAUGCCUCGUCAAGAUUUUCAUUAAGAUUUCCCGAAUCUCUUGUAACAUUGUCAAUGUCCCAUAUCACAAUAUCGUUGCCUAACAAUGCCAAUGCCUCGUCAAGAUUCGUUAACAUCUCUUCUUGUAAGAAUAACAAUGCCUCUUCUUCUAAGAAUGACAAUGCAUAA